AUGGCAUCAUCAGAGAACCAAGACAAAAAUUUAAAUUGUCUAGCAGACAUCUGUUUAAUACCCAUUGGUAAAGGAACACCAAGUGUAUCAGAUGAAGUUGCAAUAAUAACUCAAUUAUGUCAAAAUCAAACAAAAGUUAAAACUCAUUUACAAUCAAGUGGAACAGUAUUAGAAGGUGAUUUUGAUGAUGUAAUGGCAUUAAUUAAAAAAUUUCAUUUAGUUUUACAUGAUAAAGGGAUAGUUAGAAUUCAAAGUGAUAUUAGAUUAGGUUCAAGAAUUGAUAAAUCUCAAACUCCUCAAGAUAAACUUGAUAUUGUUUAUAAAAAAUUAAAAGAUCUUAAAUAA
Lodderomyces pseudojiufengensis is the source of this 345-nucleotide messenger RNA. It is a transcript of the gene ECM15, whose product is annotated as Ecm15p. The transcript has a single exon. The record is from RefSeq and is a predicted model, not a curated record. Gene Ontology annotation, cellular component: cytosol. NCBI's taxonomy places the organism in Eukaryota, Fungi, Ascomycota, Pichiomycetes, Serinales, Debaryomycetaceae. The coding region runs from base 1 to 345 and encodes 114 amino acids.